CAAAAGAGGAGGGGCGUUGCUUUUUCACCCUUGGCCAUUCAGAAUUUUCUCACAUAAAUACUGACAGAGACCCUGCUCUCUCCUCUCCUCUGCACUUGGCCCUCGCUGGGGCUGGUCCUCUUGGGGUGAACAGGGCCAUGGGUGACCUGUUCAUGCUGUGGCUGGCUGUGGCUGUAGUCUGUGCCACCUUCAGUGCCUCUGCCUGGUCAGUGAAUAAUUUCCUGAUGACAGGUCCCAAGGCCUACCUGACCUACACUACCAGCGUGGCCUUGGGAGCCCAGAGUGGCAUUGAGGAAUGUAAGUUCCAGUUUGCUUGGGAACGCUGGAACUGCCCUGAGAAUGCCCUCCAGCUCUCCACCCACAACAGGCUGAGAAGUGCCACCAGAGAGACUUCCUUCAUUCAUGCUAUCAGCUCUGCUGGAGUCAUGUAUACCAUCACCAAAAACUGUAGCAUGGGUGACUUUGAAAACUGUGGCUGUGAUGAGUCAAAAAAAGGAAAAACAGGAGGCCAUGGCUGGAUCUGGGGAGGCUGCAGCGACAAUGUGGAAUUUGGGGAAAGGAUCUCCAAACUCUUUGUGGACAGUUUGGAGAAGGGGAAAGAUGCCAGAGCCCUGAUGAAUCUUCACAACAACAGGGCCGGCAGGCUGGCAGUGAGAGCCACCAUGAGAAGGACCUGCAAAUGUCAUGGCAUCUCAGGGAGCUGCAGUGUCCAGACAUGCUGGCUGCAGCUGGCUGACUUCCGGGAGAUGGGAGGCUACCUAAAGGCCAAGUAUGACCAGGCGCUGAAAAUUGAAAUGGACAAGCGGCACCUAAGGGCUGGCAACAGCGCUGAGGGCCGUUGGAUUCCAACUGAGGCCUUCCUUCCUAGUGCAGAGGCAGAGCUGAUAUUUCUAGAGGAAUCGCCAGACUAUUGUACCCGCAAUUCCAGCCUGGGCAUCCAUGGCACAGAGGGUCGAGAGUGCCUGCAGAAAAGCUGCAACACAUCCCAGUGGGAGCAGUGCAGCUGUGGGCGCCUGUGCACCGAGUGUGGGCUGCAAGUGGAAGAGAGGAGAACUCAUGCCAUACGAAGUUGUAAUUGUAAAUUCCACUGGUGCUGCACAGUCAAGUGCGACCAAUGCAGGCAUGUGGUGAACAAGUACUACUGCGUGCGUUCCCCAGGCAGUGCCUGGGACAACGGAAGUGCCUGAUGAUAACCCACACAAACUCACUUGCUCAGGUGGAUGGCAGUGGAGAAGGAUACAGCUUUCCUGGAGAACAGACUGAAAAACUAGAAAAUCACAGUCUGCAGCCCUCAUAAUAUCUGCUAUAGAUGGGGAAAUGGACACCCAAGAUCAUACAAUGUAUUCAUGGCAGAGCUGAAGUUAUAGCCUGAGCCUGCUGACUUGGGCAGACCCAGUGUUUCCUGUACAUUGCUUCCUGGUGUUUGUGCCUGUAGUUAUGCAGCUUGCUACAGAGCCCAGGUCCAGGGGAACCCUGGUAUUUGAUACCAAGGUACUUGGUGCUUUAAGUUUCAGGCCACAAACAGCUCUACUGCUGGGAAACAGCAGGAAAAGAAGCAGUUUUAUUCAGACCCUGAAGGAGCAACCUCCUCCCAUUCUGGCCCCAGAAAGACCAACUGCAAAUGCAUGCCGAUAUAUGAGGCAGAGACCACCUAUCUCCUAUUGCAAAGAUUUUAGAGUGUUGGAUAUUUCACCUGAGAAUGAACUUUUGAAAAGUUUUCCCGGGUUAAGCCUGGGGAAACCAGGGCUCAACAUAACCUGAGGACGUUUCCUACUCAUAAACCAUCUCUUGAGCCAAGGAGAGGGAAUGGUCACAGUAAGUGGACAGGUGACUACAACUUACCACACAAGGUCCUACAAGAGGGAUCCUCCCCCCCUCCAAAGCUAAAAAACAUCUGUUAUUUUCCCAAAUUGGGAACUCAUUCAUUUUGCAAUAAAUGCUUCUGAUA
This is a messenger RNA of Heterocephalus glaber (naked mole-rat), 1948 nucleotides long. RefSeq names its product Wnt family member 8A (gene Wnt8a). The record is from RefSeq and is a predicted model, not a curated record. Gene Ontology annotation, cellular component: extracellular region. Gene Ontology annotation, molecular function: cytokine activity; frizzled binding. Gene Ontology annotation, biological process: multicellular organism development; neuron differentiation; canonical Wnt signaling pathway. NCBI's taxonomy places the organism in Eukaryota, Metazoa, Chordata, Mammalia, Rodentia, Bathyergidae.